Molecule: messenger RNA, 1270 nt
Organism: Williopsis jadinii
Lineage: Eukaryota; Fungi; Ascomycota; Saccharomycetes; Phaffomycetales; Wickerhamomycetaceae
Gene: ATS1
Product: Ats1p
Exons: 1
Coding region: 34-1005 (323 amino acids)
Cellular component (GO): cytoplasm
Molecular function (GO): guanyl-nucleotide exchange factor activity
Source: RefSeq, a predicted model, not a curated record
CGCAGGCAGAGAAGACAAGCCAGUAUUAGCACGAUGGUGUACUCUGUGUAUGCGUGUGGCUCCAAUGGUAGGCAUCAGCUGGGCACCAGGGACCACUGCGAGGAUCUCAGCGCACUGAGCAAGGUGUUUGAGAGCGAGGAGCGCAUAGAGAAGCUGGCGAGUGGUGGCAAUCAUACGCUGCUGCUGCUUGCCAGCGGAGAGCUCUACGCCACUGGGGAUAACUCAAGGGGACAGUGUGCGCUGUCUGAGGACGUGGUGAAGGAGUUCACGCUGGUUCCUACUGUAGGCCGUUCUAGAUGGGUCAAUUGCUGCUGUGGGUAUGAGUUCAGCGUGCUUCUGAACGAGUCUAAUGAGCUAUAUUCGUGUGGUGCUGGGCCCAAGGGAGAGUUAGGGCUGGGCACCGCCAUAGGGCACUCUCCAGGGCUGAAGCUGAUUGAUACGAUCCCAGGUAUCGUGGAGAUGAAAGCAUGUGUGGACCACGUUGUUAUAAGGCUGUGUGAUGGGAGGCUCAUGGCAUGGGGUAACAAUGGGCGAGGACGGAAGCUCAACGUGGCGACGCCUAAGACCGUGUGGAGCCCUGUUGAAGUUGGACAGGGCGAUAGGUAUUCGCUGGGGAGGGACUUCACGCUCGUGGAGGCCAACGGUGUGCUGACGGUCUGGGGGAACCAGAGGUUCCCUCAAGUACCCACACUGGCCAAAGAGUUCCAGGCCAUGUGGUCAUCGGUCCACUACAUCGACCAACAGGGCCAUAUUCAGUCCAUGGGCAACAACAGCCACGGACAGCUCAUCGCUGAGAAGCUGACACCAGACAGGUGGUGUGUUGGAAGCGAGCACGGGCUCAUGGUGAUCAGCGGCGAGCUGAGGGCAUGGGGCUGGGGAGAACAUGGCAACUGUGGAGAUCACGCCAACGGCACCCUACUGCUCCCACAAGGUGGUGGUGGUGGUGAUAUCUACGCGAUCCACUGUGGAUGUGCAACAACAUGGGUCGUAUUAAAGCAUAGCUAAAAACAAAAUGUCCUGAAGUAUCUUUCCCAAGUGUAACAUAUUCUAUAGAAGCACCAAAACGAGCUAAUCUAGAUACAAGAAAUGAGAAAUAUGUAAAGACUUCAGCGUUCAAUCUUGGGUGGUAGUAUCAACUCCAUACCAUGCACAGACAGAGCGCCUAUGUAUACGGAGUUUUCUUUUGAUCACACCCAGAGUCUCACGGACACUGGGCGCCUGAAACCUUUCAGAACCGCUUUGCGAGCGACGCUGCGCCGCUCAUCGCGCC